Messenger RNA from Dichomitus squalens LYAD-421 SS1, 2226 nucleotides. RefSeq lists its product as uncharacterized. The transcript has 7 exons. The record is from RefSeq and is a predicted model, not a curated record. Lineage: Eukaryota; Fungi; Basidiomycota; Agaricomycetes; Polyporales; Polyporaceae. The coding region runs from base 1 to 2160 and encodes 719 amino acids.
AUGACCGAGGGCGAGAUGGAGGACUUAGCGGAUCUGGGAUGGUCCGACCACGCUCCCCGCCCCGCUCACCUCAUCCUUGGCUUGCAUAACGGUGACCUCUUCACCCUCAUCCGGCGUUUCAACAAGCAAGUACAACAUGUUCGUGCCAUUCCUCCCCCUCCACCCGGCUUCCUCGAUCUCGAGAUCGCCAAGGACGAAGAGUUCUCGCCUGACAAGCUCCGUGCCAACCUUGAACGCUUAUACAUGACCGUCAUGAUAGGCAUGGCCGCAUUCGGCAAGCACAUAGCACGCCUUCGCUCUUGGAACGAACCCCGCCGUACUGCUGGCUUCGCUAUCGUGUACUUCAUAUCCUGGUACCUUCGCAUACUCCCCGCCGUGCUCAUCUGUACACUUGUCACCCUCAUCUUCCACGCGCCCUCUCGGCGCAAACUCUUUCCCCCCGCCCCCCUAGCCGCCAUUAGCGGAACGUCCGGCAACCUCCAGGUCCCCCGUGCAGGCACCCUCGGCUCGGACGACUCGCUCACUGGCGCGCCCGAAGCCCAUCAAGGCGAAGCCGUCGAACAGGAGGCCUCGCACUUUGUCGCGUCCAUCGCCGCCGUCGGCGCAGGCACAGUCAUGGGCCAGGGCGGCGCCCCGAAGCGCAAGCACGGCGAGGCGCGCGCACACGUCGCAAAGGACAACGAAGGCGAGAUAGAGACGGAGGUGGACGCGCAGUCGGCGAGCGGCGACUCGAUCGCGGGGGCGCUCCCGGACCCGAGCGAAUUUGCGCUGCACGCGAAGAACGUCAAGGACCAGGCGCACUCGGGCGGGGUAGUCGACCCGGCCGCGCAGGUGGCGAAGAAGAGCGUGGAGAGCGCGAUGUGGGAGAAGGCGAGACCGGUUAUGAGGAUCUUGGCCGAUGUAGCGGAUACAUGGGAGAGACUCGCCAACGCGUUGGAACCUGUGCCGCCUUUCCCAAAGUAUCAAGCUCGCUUGCGCUUGGCCGCUGUCUUCGCCCCUUUGCUCGUCGCGGCUUUCGUUGUCCCUGCCGAGGUGGUCGUCCAUGGCACUGCGCUUCUUACCGGUGUCAUUUUCUUCUCGCAACCGAUCCUCACAAGAACGUAUGAGGAGCUGAAUCGCCGAGUGCCAAACUGGCGCGAGUAUCUAGAGCUCAGGCGGACUCUUCUCAAAGGUGUGCCGACAAAUGCACAACUCACAGCCACCCUGCUGCGUAUCGCCGAAGAAGCCAAGGCUCCGCUCCCCCCGCCGCCGCUCCCUCGUCCGCACCACACUGUCAAUGCUGCUCGAGCGGCACGUCCGGACGUCUCUCAUCCUCCACAAGCGGCGGAACAGCUCAAGUCGCACGAUUUUGCGUUCAACACGGACAACUACGAGAUCGAGGGCGUGGACCACGACCAUCCUCUCGCUCAUACGGAAGGCGAAGAGUCAACGGACGAAGGGACCUACGUGGACACGGAUCGGGAGAGCGUCGAGGGCGGUGACGAGCCCGACAGCAAGAAGAAGCGGAAACAUGGUUCAAAAAUGCUCGGUUUCAUCAAGAAGACGACGCGCGCAGGCGUCGGCGGCAUCCUCGGCGUCGACCAUCUCAAGGCUAAGGUGGGCAACGAGCACGCGAAACGCCGCCUCGGCGCCGUCGCGCAACACGACUCCGGUUCACAAGCCGUCCAAGAGGCCACGGACGCGCACGCGGACGAGAGCCUCGGGCCCGUCGACGAGCAGGAGGUCGAGCGCGGGAUGGCGGAGAGCGCGCUGAGGCGCGAGGGCCCUACGAGCUUCUCUGCGCGCUUCCACGGGAAGAAGGGCCGCGUGCUCAUCGUUUCCAGCGCGGCGAGCCCGUGCCUGUCGUUCGUCGAGGAGAAGCCGCUCCGCGCGGCGCUCACGAGGCCGUCGAAGGUGCCCGGUAUAGGCGGGGACGUGUCAGACGGGCUCGCGCCGGAGAUCACGGUCGGCAUCGCGGACAUCGUCGCGCUGCGGAAGGUGGGCGGGUUCGGGUGGAAGGGGAAGCUCGUCGUCGGGUGGGCGACGGGCAAGGACGUGUUGGACGGGCUGGAGAUCGUGGAUCGGUGGGGGGAGAGAAAGGUGAUCACUGCGAUCAAGGGGCGGGACGAGCUGUUCAAUCGGCUGAUUGCGAUGGGUGGGCAGAAGUGGGAGUGUUUGUGAAUGCGAAGUGGAGGGGGAGUUCAACUGGACUUGAAGUAUGACUAUCCAUAAAGAAUCAAUCAUUGC